This is a messenger RNA of Fragaria vesca subsp. vesca, 2146 nucleotides long. RefSeq names its product bidirectional sugar transporter SWEET17-like. Lineage: Eukaryota; Viridiplantae; Streptophyta; Magnoliopsida; Rosales; Rosaceae. Gene Ontology annotation, cellular component: membrane. Gene Ontology annotation, molecular function: sugar transmembrane transporter activity. The record is from RefSeq and is a predicted model, not a curated record. The transcript has 6 exons. Gene Ontology annotation, biological process: carbohydrate transport. The coding region runs from base 102 to 827 and encodes 241 amino acids.
UCUCUCUCUCUCUCUCUCUCUCUCUCUCUCUCUCUCUCUCAAGCGAAGACCAAGCAAGAACCAGAUCGAACUAGCUACUACUCCAUAUUGUUUCUCCAGACAUGGCAGCUUUGAGUUUCUAUGUCGGAGUUAUUGGCAACCUCAUCUCAGUGCUAAUGUUUCUUGCUCCUGUCUAUACAUUUGCGAGAAUCGUAAAGAACCGUUCUACAGAAGAGUUCACAAGUCUUCCCUACGUCUGCACAUUCCUCAACUCCUUCCUGUGGACUUACUACGGAAUCAUAAAGCCCGGAGCUUAUCUUGUAUCGACCGUAAACGGCUUCGGAGUUCUUGCCGAGAUCGUCUACAUCUCUCUGUUUCUCACAUACGCGACAGCAAACAAGAGGGCGAAUACUGUGAUCUGGAUUAGUAUACUGGAUGUGGGUUUUCCGGCGGCGGCCAUUUUAGUAACUUGGCUGGCGUUGAAGGGAGAUACACGUAUCAGUGCAAUAGGGUUCUUGGGUGCUGGCCUCAACAUCAUCAUGUACGCCUCACCUCUAGCUGCAAUGAAAACAGUGGUGACAACGAAGAGUGUGGAGUAUAUGCCAUUCUGGCUAUCAUUCUUCUUUUUCCUCAACGGAGGGGUCUGGCUUUUUUAUGCUUGGCUCGAACAAGAUUAUUUUCUUGGGGUACCAAAUGGGAUGGGGUUUUUACUCGGAGCAGUGCAGCUCGUGCUAUAUUGGAUUUACAAAAAACCAGCCAAGAAGGAAGACAAAAGCUUAUCAAGUGCGCUACUGGUGGAAGAAGGAAGUGAACAUGAACCUAUUACCUCAUCAGCUUGUACUGCUUAAUUAGCUCUUCAAUACUUGCAAAAUCAUUCAUUUCAGACGCACGUUUGAAGUUAGAAAUGUAGGUGAUUUUCAGCUUACAAUUAGUGGGCAUUUUGGAGCCCUUUAAUUACAUAGGUUUUUUUACAUUUCAACAGAAUGAUAAUAUGUGUAUAAGACAUAUAGUACUCUUCUGAGUUUCAAAAGGGCGGUCUCUAAUUAAGUGGUAUGUGUCUCUUCGUAUACGAGAAGAGGUCACAAAUAGAGUGCAACGGCAAAGAAGAUGAUGAGUGGAAGUGGUGCAGCCUAUUUCUUCUCUGCUGUAUCAUUUUUGGCGGAACCUUUCUAUCUUUUUGUUUGCUCAAAGAAUCGACAUUUUGCUUUUUUUUAUAGAACGUCGGAGGAGGCACACUAUAGCCUUGAACUUUCACUUUUUUUCUUUGAAAUCUAACAUCUUUGUAUUGUCGUGAUUUUUCUUUCUUUCUACUCUAUAAAAGUAGGUCGUGUUUAUUUGUGUGUGUGAUUUGAUUCUUGAGUUGUCUUGCGCGCAUGCUCCAUAUAAGGCCAUGCAUGAAUCUAAGGGGCAAAUGCUUAAUAAAUUAACACUUUCUUUUAAUUGGCCGGUAUGUAAUGACCACAAUAUAUAUUUUGGAAUGAAAUAACUCAAAUAAGUGUGUUUGGUAGGGAACAGUCUGUUAAGAUUGCCAAGAUUUUAAGUGAAACUUAAGAGACUCAGGCAAAUCUUGGCCCAUAUAGUUCGAGUCACCGAAACUGCUAUUGAAAUUUAAGAUUUAGACAGUCGAUUCAAUCCAUUCCUGCAACUGCUCUCUUGCAAUUUUUUUUUGUUAUACUUGCCUAACAAAUUGCACAGAUCAAUAUAUACCUAUCGAAUUAUUUAGAACCAAUAGCGUCUUACAAGUCUCUUCCAUAAGAUUGUAAGGCGGCCGAGGAUUAAAAACAUCUCCCAUUAUAAGCUAAAAAACCAAAUUUAGCCUCUGUUUACUCCCGUCAUAAGCCAAAUUACAUUUUUCAAGAUAAAAAAAAUUGGCUUGAGCUAUUUGGUAAGCGAAAUUUGGCUUAUGAAGUUUGUAAUUAAACUAAAAUAAAAUGUUAUUUUAUUCAACUUUACAUUUCUCAUUUUAAUUUGAGAAAUUUUAUUAACAUGUCCUCAAACGCUAAAUACACAUCAUUUUUUUAUAUAAAUUAUUUAAGACUUUGUGGGUACGUAAAAUUACCAAAAAAGACAUUCAUAUCAAAAAUAAAGAAAUCUAGCUGAAAUAAAAUAUUUCACUUAAGAGUUUUCUUAUAUCCACUUCAAGAAAAAAAAUGUGAGAAGAUACCAA